AUGGGGGGCUUGGAUGGUGAGCAAAAACAAUUGAUCAAGAAGUUGGUCAACUUUCGCAUGAAAGAAGGUAAAAGAACGAGAGUUCGUGCUAUUGUUUAUCAAACUUUUCAUCGCCCAGCUCAAACUGAACGCGAUGUAAUCAAACUUAUGGUUGACGCCGUAGAGAAUAUAAAGCCCAUAUGCGAAGUGGAAAAAGUAGGAGUCGCUGGUACUAUUUAUGAUGUCCCUGGGAUUGUAGCCAGGGAUCGUCAACAAACCUUAGCUAUUCGUUGGAUCCUUGAAGCAGCUUUCAAACGACGUAUAAGCUACAGGAUAAGCUUAGAGAAAUGUUCAUUUGCUGAGAUACUGGAUGCUUACCGAAAGAGGGGAAUUGCACGUAAGAAAAGGGAGAAUCUUCAUAGACUGGCUUCCACCAAUCGAAGGUUCGCGCAUUUCAGAUGGUGGUAA
Molecule: messenger RNA, 447 nt
Organism: Cannabis sativa
Lineage: Eukaryota; Viridiplantae; Streptophyta; Magnoliopsida; Rosales; Cannabaceae
Source: the annotation of a RefSeq genome assembly